GCUCUCACUCUCUCCUCUGCUCCGACCCCCCCAACCGAAACCAUCACCAACAACGUCAAAACCAACAACUUCUUUCACACGUGUCCAUCCAUAGCUGCACCUCCAUGAAAACCCUCUCUCCAAGCUCUCUGCACUAGCUCUCUCUACCCAUUUUCAUGAAUCUCCUACUCCCAAAUCUCUCUGUAUAACACCUCUUCUAUCUCUCUCUGUACAGUAAUAUAAGGAAGGGAAAAAAAAAAGGAGGAUAGUGUGUGAAAAUGGGAUCUUUGGUUCCAUUUCUCCAACUCGGACUCUCCAACUCCACCGCCGCCGCAAACGGUGUCCCGAUGAUCGAACCGAAACUGGAGCCGCUUGAUGAAUUCACCCAAGCCGACCUCCAAACCUCGCCGGUUUUUUCAAACCCUAGCCCCACUGGCUCCAGUGACAAAGCGGGUUCGAGUUCCGGUUUCGGUUCUCGCAGCACACAGGAGGCUAAUGCUAGUGACAGCUUGCAAAACUCAAACGAGGCCAAUGUGUAUUCAGAAUUCUAUCGAAUUUCUGAGAUGUUUCGUGCUGCUUUUGCUAAGAGGAUGCAGGGAUACGGGGAUGUGGGUGCUAUGGAGGAUCCUGAUAAUUCGAGAGCUAUCGUGCCGGUAAAUAGCGAUGCUCAAUCCUCAAGUUUGGUAAUUUCGAGGAAGAAGUAUCAGCAGAGGUCUUCUGAGCUGGUCAGAGUUACGGAUCUUAAGCCUGAGGAUCAAAGGUAUUUCCGGGAUGUGGUACGGAGGACCCGAAUGCUUUAUGAUUCUAUCCGCGUUCAGGCGAUCCCGGAGGAUGAGAGAAAACAUCAGUUUGACCAACGAAAAUCUAUAGGAGAAAUGGAGGCCUCGCAGCUGAUAAGGGAGAAGGAUGAUCCCAUUACCAACCAGCAAUUCGAGCGUCACAAGAAACCCAGAGGGGACUUGAAGGCCUCGCAGCUGAUGAGGGAGAAAGGGCUGUGGUUAAAUCGUGAUAAGCGUAUUGUGGGCGACAUACCAGGAGUGCUCAUUGGUGACUUGUUCUUUUUCCGGAUGGAAUUGUGCGUGGUUGGGUUGCAUGGGCAGCCUCAGGCUGGAAUUGACUAUGUUCCCGCUAGCCAGAGCUCAAAUGGGGAGCCAAUUGCUACUAGCAUCAUAGUUUCUGGGGGGUAUGAGGAUGAUGAGGAUGCAGGGGAUGUGCUAAUCUAUACAGGGCAUGGUGGACAGGACAAGUUCUCGAAGCAGUGUACUAACCAGAAACUCGAAGGUGGGAAUUUGGCAUUGGAGAGAAGCAUGCACUAUGGAAUUGAGGUUAGGGUGAUUCGUGGCUUUAAAUAUGCGGGCAGUGCUAGUGGUAAAGUCUAUGUUUAUGAUGGUUUAUAUAGAAUUAUUGAUUUUUGGCUUGCUGUGGGUAAGUCUGGCUUUCUUGUGUUCAAGUAUAAGGUAGCUAGGAUUGAGAAUCAACCUGAAAUGGGAAGUUCUGUUUUGAGGUUUGCACAGUCUCUCAGGACGCAGCCACUGGUGGCAAGGCCAACAGGGUAUAUAAGCCUUGAUAUAUCAAGGAAGAAAGAGAACACACCUGUCUUUUUGUAUAAUGACAUAGAUACUGACCAAGAGCCUGUGUAUUAUGAUUAUCUGCCUAAGUCUAUUUUCCCUCAACAUGUCUAUCAGCAUGUGGUGAGUGGUACAGGCUGUGAAUGCAUUGCUGGAUGUAAUGAUAAUUGCUUUUGCGCGAUGAGGAAUGGGGGAGAGUUUGCAUAUGAUCACAAUGGCAUCUUGUUGAAGGGGAAGCCUGUAGUUUUUGAAUGUGGCCCACAUUGUCAUUGUCCUCCGAGUUGUCGGAAUCGAGUCAGUCAAAAAGGUGCCAGAAAGAGGUUUGAAGUGUUUCGGUCAAGGGAAACUGGUUGGGGCGUUAGAUCAUUGGACUUGAUCCAAGCUGGCUCCUUUAUUUGUGAAUAUGCUGGUGUUGUCCUAACUAGGGAGCAAGCCCAAAUUUUCAAAAUGAAUGGUGAUAGUUUAGUAUAUCCAAGUCGUUUUGUUGAGAGAUGGGCUGAAUGGGGAGAUUUAUCACAAAUAUAUGAUGACUAUGUACGCCCAGCGCAUCCGUCAAUUCCUCCUUUGGAUUUUGCAAUGGAUGUAUCCCGAAUGAGGAAUAUAGCCUGUUACAUGAGCCAUAGUUCAAGUCCCAAUGUUCUUGUGCAGCUUGUACUUUAUGAUCACAAUAAUGUCUGCUUCCCUCGCCUUAUGCUUUUUGCAAUGGAGAAUAUUCCUCCAUUAAGGGAGCUUAGUAUUGACUAUGGGGUUGCUGAUGAAUGGACAGGGAAGCUUGCUAUCUGUAACUAACUUAUUUGGAUGAGGUUGUGCUGUUUUGAAUAUGAUGUGGAGCUGCUGCAUUGUCCCAUUAUGUACGGAGAUGUGAAUGGGCAUAUUGGCUGCAGUUUUGUGACAUUCCGUUAUCCUGCACUGUACAAAAAUUUUCUGUCCCAAUUUACAGUUGAAUAGCGUUAAGACAAACUGUGUCCGACUGACUUUGUAAAGUGCUGCUCCCGUCAAUUUUCUGGCACAACUAUGGAUCUUGACGUUCCAGGUAGCUGUCAAAGUUCCCGGCUGCCAGAAAUGUGAAAGAGAGGUUAGAUAAAUUUGGUUCUAGUAAUCUCGUGUGGAUUCAGAAGGGACGUUUUAACUAACUUAUCUCACUGAUUGAAGUGAUGUAGUUGAUUUAAGAACUCAGUGUACAAUUCAGCUUGUACAUUUGUAGAUAGAAUUGCUUAAGAUGAUGAUGUGUAUAUAUAAAUCCUACUGCCAAUCCAGUGUGAUUAACAGAAUCCAGUUUCAAUGCUUCCCAGUAUUUCAGUUUCUAUAAUGAUUUAGCGAGUUUGGAUGUGGA
Molecule: messenger RNA, 2880 nt
Organism: Ipomoea nil (Japanese morning glory)
Lineage: Eukaryota; Viridiplantae; Streptophyta; Magnoliopsida; Solanales; Convolvulaceae
Product: histone-lysine N-methyltransferase family member SUVH9-like
Exons: 2
Coding region: 258-2336 (692 amino acids)
Cellular component (GO): nucleus
Molecular function (GO): protein binding; zinc ion binding; histone methyltransferase activity
Source: RefSeq, a predicted model, not a curated record